AUGUCUUCAAUACUGCCCUUGGACCUCACCUCACCUCUCCACAUUCGUCUCAUGCUGAAAGAAAUCGAAUGUGAAACUCUAAAACAAAAAGUUGCCGCCCUCGAAUCGCAUCCUCUCUCCAAUAUGAAAUUUGAAAAAUGGGACGAUUCACUCUCCUCACACAACUCGAUACUCCAACAACGAUUCCAUCACAUGCUCAUGUACAUUCAACAACUCGAGAUGGAUAUUGAGGCGCGAAAUCGUCGUAUCGAUAUGUUGGAAUUUUCGCUCAAUAAUAAGAAGAAGAGACGUGGUGGUGGCGGAGAUGGCGCCAAUUCUGCUUCAGCCUCCGAUGCUGCAGAUUUGCUGACGGAACAAGCAGAACAGCUGACGAGACAACGUAAUUUGGUGAAGGCUUUUUUGAAGAGGAAAAAUCAACAGGAACAACGAGAACGAUUUGAUUCGUUUAGGAAGAGGGAAGAUUUGGUAUCAGUGUCGAAUUCUGCCUUGAUGGGAGGUAGUAAAAGACCAAAAACUGUUGUUAAAAGACAGUAA
Molecule: messenger RNA, 534 nt
Organism: Naegleria gruberi
Lineage: Eukaryota; Heterolobosea; Eutetramitea; Acrasida; Naegleriidae
Exons: 1
Coding region: 1-534 (177 amino acids)
Source: RefSeq, a predicted model, not a curated record